Messenger RNA from Papaver somniferum (opium poppy), 1449 nucleotides. RefSeq lists its product as uncharacterized. The coding region runs from base 1 to 1449 and encodes 482 amino acids. The record is from RefSeq and is a predicted model, not a curated record. NCBI's taxonomy places the organism in Eukaryota, Viridiplantae, Streptophyta, Magnoliopsida, Ranunculales, Papaveraceae. The transcript is spliced from 3 exons.
AUGGUUGGUCUUAGGGAGGGAAGCAUAGGAAGUGUUGAGAUAAGAGUAGUAGACUCUGUGAUAGGUGAAGUGCCUGUGAUUGCUGACUUUCAACUUCAUGGUCUCGCUGCCUUGCAUUUUUCAAAGAAAUCGGCGUUCUUUGAGCUGCAUGUGGAUUUUCUUUCUGCUGGUGGAUGUAGUUCCUCUACAUUCAGCGACGUCGACAACAAUUCAGAACUGAUUAGGGAAGAUAGAGAUAGUUAUGAAACUGAUGGAAAAGAAAUUGUUAAACCUCUUCUGUCUGAUGGGUGGGAGAAUGUUUUUGAUGAUCCUAACAAGCUUUUUCGUGGUGGUGUUGAUGUUGUUCGGUUGGCCUGUCAAAAGUAUUGUUUGAAGACUGGGUAUCGCGUAACAAAGGUGAAGAAUGAUCGUGAAAGAUUCACAAUGAAAUGCAGUAAAGUCCCAUGCACUUGGUUGAUCCAUGCAGUUGCUACUGAUUCUACUUGCGAUGUUUUUAGGAUAAAAAAGUAUGUUGGGAGGCACACUUGUGGAGCUGGUGUGAAGUUGAGAAGUCCUAAAGUAUCGAAGAAGCCGGUACACAACCUUAUUCAUGAUCGUGUGAUGCACAACCCACUUAUCAAGCCUCGCGAAAUUGAAGAUUAUAUAAAAGUUGGUGCUGGUGUUAAUAUCAAAUAUCACCAUGCAUAUCAUGGUUUGGAACGGUCACACCAUGAAAUUUUUGGGAAUGAUGUAAAGUCUUACUCUGAUAUGGUUUGGUGGGUGAAUUCAUUGAAAGAAACAAAUCCUGGCUCUUAUGAGGAUUUUCAGUUUAACGAUGCAACUCAGACAUUUGAAAGGUUAUUCAUUGCAAUAGGCGCUUGUAUUGAAGGUUAUAGACUUUGUCGACCAAUGAUUUUUGUUGAUGCAACUUUUCUGACCGGGAGAUUUAGAGGUACCCUUAUGGCUGCUACUUGUCUGAAUGGGAAUCAAGGUUUUUAUCCGCUAGCCUUUGCAUUGGUCCCAGGAGAGGAUGUUGACAAUUGGGAUUGGUUUAUGUGCAAUCUUAGCAACAUUGUUGAUGACCGUCCUAUCACCUUUAUGUCUGAUCGUCAUGAAGGAUUGUUGAGGGCUAUUCCUAAACACUUUCCUACUUCCCAUCAUGGCUAUUGGUACUACCACUUGCAAGAAAACUUACCAAUCAGGAAAUCGGACGAGAAGUACAAAGAAGUUAUGGCUUGUUUCAAAAAAGCAACUUAUGCUCUCACACCAGCAAGAUAUGAAGAAGCACUAAUGGAAAUGGAGUUAAUGGGAAGGCCUGGGGUUGCUGAGUAUUGCCGCAAUAUGCCUAGGGAACAUUGGUCCAGCGCGUUCUUCACUGGCUGUAAAUUUGGUCAGACUACAUCAAGCGUUGCUGAGUCCUUCAUUAAUUGGAUUCGGAAAGACAAGGUUGCCUGCCUGCGCCCUCGUUGA